Molecule: messenger RNA, 1228 nt
Organism: Gossypium raimondii (Peruvian cotton)
Lineage: Eukaryota; Viridiplantae; Streptophyta; Magnoliopsida; Malvales; Malvaceae
Product: putative pectinesterase 11
Exons: 4
Coding region: 42-1058 (338 amino acids)
Biological process (GO): cell wall modification
Molecular function (GO): pectinesterase activity
Source: RefSeq, a predicted model, not a curated record
UUCAUUUCUUCAUUUACUGCAACACCUUGAUCAUAUCAACAAUGGCUCCAGCAUAUUCUAGCUACCUUUGCAUGUUUGUAAUGGCUUUAUUCAUGUUCGUGUUGGCAAGUUCUCGUGUAGAUGCUUUGGUAACUUCUACCGCCAUACUUGUAAGAGUCGACCAAUCGGGAAAAGGAGACUACAAGAAGAUACAAGACGCCAUUGAUGCAGUGCCAUCCGAUAACAAAGAGCCUGUUUUCAUAUUAGUUAAGCCUGGCAUCUAUCAAGAAAAGAUUGUUGUCCCUGCUGACAAGCCCUUCAUUACCAUAAGUGGCUUAAAAGCAAAUGGCACGAUAAUAACUUGGAAUGAUGGUGGGGAGAUAUUUGAAUCUCCUACCUUCACUGUGUUGGCUUCAGAUUUUGUUGCCCGAUAUCUUACUAUUCAGAAUACAUUCGGGGCCAGAACUAAAGCAGUUGCUUUAAGGGUAUCAGGAGAUAGAGCAGCUUUCUUUGGAUGUAAAAUUUUAGCUUAUCAAGAUACUUUGCUAGAUGACAAUGGAAGACAUUAUUACAAAAAUUGUUACAUUGAAGGAGCAGUUGACUUCAUUUGUGGGAAUGCCGCUUCCCUUUUUGAGAAGUGCCAUUUACAUUCACUCUCAGAAGGAGAUGCAUCUAUAACAGCCCAACGGAGGGAGUCUCCUUCAGAGGAUACAGGCUUCACUUUCUUGGGUUGCAAGAUAACUGGCGUAAGGAGUGCUCUACUAGGAAGGCCAUGGGGUGCAUAUUCCAGGGUGGUUUUUGCCCUAUCUUAUAUGUCUGGUGCGAUACUGCCCCAAGGGUGGGAUGACUGGGGUGACACAUCCAAGCAAAGCACGACGUUCUAUAGAGAAUAUAAAUGUUAUGGACCUGGAGCUAAUGCAAGGAAAAGGGUUGAAUGGUCGGGAAAACUAACGACAGAAGAGGCAGAAGUUUUCAUGACAAAAAAUAUGAUUGGUGGCAGGAGUUGGAUCAGGUCUACACCUACCCAUUUCAAGAAAGCUUCCACUGCCAUUUCUAACAACCCAGCUACACAUGCUUGAUCAUAAAAAAACAUCAAUUUUAAAUGUUAGCUGAUAUGGUAAUGUGGAUGACCAAUGUUGUUACGCAUAUGCUUUUCUACCUUAUUAUUUGGUUUUUAUUACUAUACUGUAUUUAUUCGAUUAUUUAUUUGUAAUUAUUUCAAAAUAAUAAUAAUAAGUGAAUUUCCUCA